Messenger RNA from Micromonas pusilla CCMP1545, 742 nucleotides. RefSeq lists its product as uncharacterized. The record is from RefSeq and is a predicted model, not a curated record. The transcript has 3 exons. The coding region runs from base 50 to 472 and encodes 140 amino acids. NCBI's taxonomy places the organism in Eukaryota, Viridiplantae, Chlorophyta, Mamiellophyceae, Mamiellales, Mamiellaceae.
CCGCGCCCGCGACGUCUCGUACCGCACCUCAACACCCCUCACGCGCAUCAUGAGCGUCGCGACCUUCGGCGCGGCCACGGACGAGCCUCGGAAAGGCCGCGCGAUCUUCGCCGAGCGCGGGAACAGCGUCAAGUCCACGAUCUACGGCGGCGACGACGACUACGUCCCCGCGGAGAUGACCGCGACCGGGCGCAAGCACCUAGGCGCGUCCCCGCGUCCCCCCAAUCUCGUCGUUCCCCCGCCGCCGGGCGACACCCCGUUCGCGAUGGGCGCGCACGAGAUUCCCGCGCCGGCGCGAUCGAACGGCACGCCCUACAGCAAGAACAGCAAGUUCGACGUGGGCGCAGCGAAAGUAGGCGCGGGCGGGUUCGACUACGAGCAGAACCAGACCAACUACGAGAUGGCGCAGAUGCAGGCGGCGAACAUGAAGGCGCGGAACCAGGGCGGGUACGGCAUCUUCAACAGCGAGUGAUCGGCUUUUGUCGCCGGUCUGUUGGUCGACUCGGGGGUCGGGGACGGAGCGGGCGGAUGUAUAUUUUUGAACGCGGGGAAACGGGAACGAAAGGACGGGGAAGCGGCUGCGCUACGUAAAUCACGCGCGAACGCGAUCGCACUGAGGAUAGAGCGGAAGGAACGAGCGCGAGCUCGGCGGAGGAGUGAUACAGAACGAAGGGGGUGCGGCGACGACCCCCCACAGACGAUAUCAUUUAUCGACUUGACCUUGUACGAGUACUUGCAUCAG